Physella acuta is the source of this 1187-nucleotide messenger RNA. RefSeq lists its product as uncharacterized. The record is from RefSeq and is a predicted model, not a curated record. NCBI's taxonomy places the organism in Eukaryota, Metazoa, Mollusca, Gastropoda, Physidae.
GACUCGCAGUUUGAUUUGCUUUUUGCUGUUUGUCUUACUCCUAUGUAGUUUUCUUAUGUUCAUAAAUCAGAUCAUAAUAUUGCUUGUUUAUACAGAUUUAUUGAUGUUGCAAAUGAUUAUGAUUUUAUUUUAAAUGCAUGUGAAGGAUAUAUAUCUUGCUGAAGUUGUAUAAACAUUGUCACUUUUGUUUAAUUUACAAAAUGAAUUUAUGUGCCACAUUUUUUAUACUGGUUAAUUUGUGUGCAUUCAUUCAAACCAAAUCAGUUUGUUGCAAAGAUAAACACAUCUGUCUAACAUCAUUUAUGAAUACAGAUGAAACAGAAGACCAGAUAUGCAGGGGAAUUAAUGAAUACAUAAAGUGCAUCGUUAACCUGGAAAAUGAAGAUGUGGAAGAAAUACAAAAGUUAAUUAAUGAGAUUUCCAGUAAAUUCUCAUUUCACAAUAAAAACUGUGACAUCGAUGAAGAACUGCGGAUAAUGUUGGGAAUAGAUUCUCGUUAUGUGUAUACAAAUUUGACUAAUCAAAUCACUAAAGAGUUUGAGGAAAGAGAGGACAAAUGCUUGAAUACUUAUCUGGACAGACUUCAGUUAUAUCUUUACACUCCUGAAUUUAUCUGCCAGGAGCUAGCUUCCUAUUUCAAAUGUAACCAAGAUAGUUUUAACACGACAUUAGAAGAACUAGACGAGACAAUGAAUGUAUUUAAAGAUGAACUAGCUAGAUUUGACCUAAACUGUGACUUUAACAAAGACACUUUAACUAUAGCCUGUGAAAAGAUGGUUGGCAGAUGCCUCGCGAUGUAUUUUGAGAAUGUAUUACAGCAUAAAAACGAUGCUGCCCCUACUUGGACAUGUAGCUAUACUCAAGCGUUCAACACCUGCAUCGCAAAGUCAACCUGUUGUUCAGAUACAGUGACAGAAAUGAUACUUCAAGUUGAAGACAUCGAGUUUAAACGGACAGGAUAUAGCUGUGAAUCAUCAAGAAUUACAAUGAAGACGAAAAAAAGGAAAAUCAUUAGGAGUCUGGCGGAAAUUAUUGCUGGUUCGUAUCAAGUUGCACUCUCUGAAACGGUUAGUUUCUUGCUUCAAAAUUAAUACUGAGAGAAGCUGGUUAGCACAUGAUAUAAUGUUCAAGCUAACAAAAUAAGUGUACUGUAUACAUACCUAAAUUACAGCAACAAUAAUAAAAAU